Molecule: messenger RNA, 2191 nt
Organism: Solea senegalensis (Senegalese sole)
Lineage: Eukaryota; Metazoa; Chordata; Actinopteri; Pleuronectiformes; Soleidae
Product: leucine-rich repeat-containing protein 10B
Exons: 1
Coding region: 657-1841 (394 amino acids)
Molecular function (GO): protein binding
Source: RefSeq, a predicted model, not a curated record
ACUGAGCCGGUCCAUCUACAGUCGGUCUGCACUUUCUCUCUCCAGCUCGGAUUGUAACUUUUGGCCUCUAACGUACGGACCGACAGACUUCUUGCUUCUCUCUGCCACUGGUCAGGUCACUGAGCCGGAGGCAGUGACUAUCUCAAGUGGCACUUUUUUGUGCUCUGAUAGAAAAACCAGACCAGAGCACAGAUGACUUUAAAGCUGUGCAAUUUUUUCUCUUAAACGCCUCAAGGUGGUUAAAGAGGAGGGGAAAGGGUAAGGACUGCAAGAAUUCAUUGAAGUUUAAAAUUCAGCUGUACUUUGUUGAGUGUGACUACCAGCAAUAUUAUUACAACUAUUAUUAUUAUUACUACCACUACUAUUAUUACUACUAUUAUUAUUAUCAGUACUAUUACUCCAGGCUUUGUUAGAUAUUUGACUCUGCUGUUGUCAUGGUGAGGCACAAGAUGAAAGGACAAAAAGAAACCUGACAAACUGCUAGAAUAUGGCUGCAAGCCUUUUCAUUGGACUGGACGAUGAUGCUGUUUGCAGUCAGCUGGUUCAACCACAAAACAACAGCAGCUGCCAGUCAAAGGGUUAACCUGUCACAGACACCACCUCAUCAUAUGACUCUGUCCUGGCUCACAUAACAGCCGAGGGCUGCAGGCCCCAGCAUGGGCAACUCCUCAGGAAAAGGCGAGGGCGAGGAAGAAGAGGAAGGGGGCAAGGAUGGCGAGGAGGCAGAGACCAAAGAGGAGAAGAAGAAAGAGGAUGAGGUCGAGGUUGAGGAAGAGCUUCCUCUGGGUGUGGAGGAGCUGUUCGAGAGUGGAGAUCCUGUGCUGGACUUGAGCUACCGUAAAUUCAAGCGCUUGCCAUCACGUGUCUGUGGACUGGCGCACCUCGAGAAGCUGUAUGUUUGUGGGAACAGGUUGCGCACACUACCAAGCGGCAUCUCCGAACUGCAUGGUCUGCGCAUACUGGCUCUGGACUUCAACAAGAUGGAGGAUGUCCCUGAGGCCAUCUGCCAGCUUACUAACCUCACUCGACUCUACCUGGGCAGCAACCGGCUGAUGAGCCUUCCACCUGAGCUUAGGAACCUGCAGAGCUUGCGCUGCUUGUGGGUGGAGAGCAACUACUUUCAGAGAUUUCCACAGGAGCUCUAUGACCUACCCAACCUCAAGUCCCUCCAGAUUGGGGACAACCGGAUGAAGACGCUGCCACCUGACCUGCCACGUAUGGAAGCUUUAAGGGGAUUAUGGCUCUAUGGGAACCGCUUUGAUACAUUUCCCAAAGUCCUGCUGCACAUGAAAAACUUAGAGAUCUUAGAUCUUGACCGGAACAAAAUAACAGAGUUUCCCAGCCUGAAGCGCCUCAAAGCUUUGCGCUUGUUCUCCUACGACCAUAACCCAGUCAAGGAGCCACCUAAAGUGGGAGAGGAGGUGCUGGUAGUCGGGGAAGGAGCUGCAGAAUUCUUGGAGGCACGUGAGGCCAGAAGGGAGAGGCUAAGAAAGGCCGCAGAGAAAGAGGCAGAGGAGUUGGCUCUGGCAGGCGAGGAGCCGGUGAUUCAUGGCAUCUUGAAGAACAGCAGCUCAAAACAGGCAACAAGUGAAGUGACAAGUGAGGAUGCUGAUGCUAAGGAGGAAGAGCUCCUGGUUAACGAGGAGGAAGGGGAGGACGGGGAAGGGGAGCUGCCUUUCACAGAGUAUGAUGAAGCUGAGCUUGAAUAUGAUGAAGAGGGUGUUGAAUACGAAACAGAGGAGCUCAUAUGUGAAGGAGAGGGAUUUGAGUAUGAGGGUGAGGAGCUGGAGUAUGAAAGGUCUCAGAUGGACUAUGAGUAUGAAGAAGGGGAGACAAGCUGAGGGGGCAUUAAAAACCCCUCAUACAUCUGACUGAUCUGCUGGCAGGUGCAGGUGGAUGGCAGAAAGUCCACAUAUGAAGUUUGUUUUGUUUUUUAUGAAGCAAGGACUUUCCUUGCAGUGCUGCUAUAUAAAUAUUUUUAACUGUGAAAAUAAAGUUGGGCAUUAUGAUCCUCGAAAACCAACAAACGGCACCUGUGACAUCUCAAUCAGCUGAAAAUAACCAAAUCAGAGCAGGACUCAGAUAAAGUGAGUGUGUUGUUAAAUAGUGUGCAUGGCUAACUCAGUCUUUAAGUUUGCUUAUUGAGUGUACACAGAGAAAGACUUCCACUAUUAAAUAUUAACUACUUUGA